UCAGUAGUCAAUUAUAGAGGAACGCGAGCAGUUGCUGCGGAAUAAAUCAACUUCUUGUGAACUACAUACAUACAUAUAUCCAGAAAUAUGCGUUUCGUGAUUUUUGUGCUUAUCUGCUACAUUUCCUUAGCAAUAAAGGCUGAUGACCAUGAAGAUUGCGAGGGUUCACUAUGUAAAAAUGGUGAAUGCAUUGAUGAUCUGGAGUGGUGUAAUGGGUCUGUGGAGUGCUCAGAUGGAUCUGAUGAAAUGGAUUGUAAAGCCGCAUUAUGCUCAGAUUCAGCUUUUAAAUGUAACUAUGGCGCUUGUAUACCGGUUGAUAAAGCUUGCGAUAAAGUAUUCGAUUGCUUGGAUGGCAGUGAUGAAUCGUUUCAAAAUUGUGAUCCUAUGUUUUGUAAACCCAAUAAAUUCCAAUGUGGAAAUGGCGGAUGCGUAGAUUUAAGCAAAAAAUGUGAUGGGAAAUUCGAUUGUCCCGAUCAAACCGACGAAUAUCCGCCCUUGUGUGGCUAAAUGCGGUCAUUUAAGUCUUUCCAAAACUAUAUUUUCAACCCAUUUUAAAAGUGAGUCGCAAAAGUGAAUAUCAAAGGGAACAAACAAAUAAACAUUUUCUCUUUAUGCGAACAGUGUAACUCUUCAUAUAUGUAAUAUUUAAAUAUAAAUAUGUGAAAAACAUAAA
Messenger RNA from Bactrocera tryoni, 673 nucleotides. RefSeq names its product very low-density lipoprotein receptor-like. Bases 88 to 507 code for a protein of 139 amino acids. Gene Ontology annotation, cellular component: plasma membrane. The transcript has 2 exons. Gene Ontology annotation, molecular function: protein binding. The record is from RefSeq and is a predicted model, not a curated record. NCBI's taxonomy places the organism in Eukaryota, Metazoa, Arthropoda, Insecta, Diptera, Tephritidae.